AUGGAAUCUUCGCAGUCUGCAGACGAUGAGAGAUAUUCAAUCGAUCCGUCAGAGCCGCUCAAGGAUGUCAUCGUGUGUUGCACAAGCAUUCCGCCAGAACAAAGAACAGACAUUGCCCAAAAGGUCUCUGAGCUUGGUGGCAUUCACAAAUACGAUCUCACCCCGGACGUGACCCAUCUCAUCGUCGGCGACUAUGACACGCCAAAGUACCGCCAUGUUGCUCGCGAGCGACCCGACAUUAAAGCCAUGGAUGCCAUGUGGAUAGAGGCCGUGACAGAACUAUGGAAAAGAGACGAGGAGAUCGACUUCAUAGCGCUGGAAAGGGAACACCGGCUGAAAGCGCUGGAGAAAUGCGGCACAGACACGGCCUCGCCGCACGGGGGAGCGGCGGCUGGUCGCCAAUCACUGCUGAUAUGCUUGACGGGUUUCGGAGACCAGCGCGACGAAAUUGCCGCCAAGAUCACGGCCAAUGGCGGACAAUAUACCGCCGACUUGACCAGAAGAUGUACUCAUCUUGUGGUCAGCAAGCCCGAAGGCAAGAAGUUCACCGCAGCCAAGUCUUGGGGGGUCUACACGGUCACCCUCGGUUGGUUGGACCAAAGCAUACAGCGUGGACUCAUUCUGGAGGAGGCCAAGUUCGAUCCGUUGCUCCCAGUCGAGGAGCAAGGCGUCGGUGCUUGGAAGAAGGAGGACCCGAGGCGCGCAUCACUUGGCAAAAGAUCUAGGUCGGCUUCAUCAAACACGAAUGGUACCGCCGACAGAGGGGCGAGGAAGCUGCGCAAAACCGCCAGCAUGAAACUCAACUCACAAAGGAACAAUCUCUGGGGCGACAUCCUAGGCCGCUCCGGCUCAAGAGAGUACUCGUUUGGUAACGAGCAAGCCGAUUCGGACCAACAGCCACGCCAGCAAGCAACUCCCGAACCUACUAUUCAACAGCCUCACCAGCACCACCAGCUCCCAUCCCAGCAGAACAAUGGUGUGUUUGCAAACUGUGUAUUCGCCAUCGACGGAUUCAGCGAGAAGCGGCAAACUGUACUCGAAGAUACCAUCGCCACGCUUGGGGGUUCCGUGGCUUCGUCACUUCGAGAGGCGGCAGCCCAUCGCCCGACGGAGCACUCACACCGUUUUCUUGUCGUGCCUCAAACAUCACAGCCCGAGUCGCAUCCCAACGUACCCUAUGACAAUAUAGAGAUUGUUACCGAGUUCUACAUUGAAAGAUGCUUGCAUAACAAGCAAUUCUUCUCUCCAGGCGAACACGUACUGGGCCGGCCGUUCCCCCUAUUCCCGAUACCUUCGUUCUCGGGCCUAGUCGUAUGCAGCGCAGCUUUUACAGGAUUGGAACUAAACCAAGUUGCGCGAAGUAUUACUCAACUAGGGGCCAAGUUCGAAGAGGAGUUUAGGCGGACAACCAACGUCUUGGUUUGCAGGUCAUUGAAGGCAAUGCGCAAAGAGAAGCUGAAGUUUGCGCUAGAGUGGGGGGUACCCGUUGUGUCUGUAGAUUGGUUAUGGGAAUGCAUCUCGACUGGGUUCAAGGUGCCUCCGAGCCUCUAUAUCUUUUCAGAGAUUCGAGACCGAUAUUCGGCUCAGACGGCUCCGGCUCCAACAGAAAUCAAACGUCAGUCACAGCCUCCAAAGCCAAAGGGCAACGACACUACACAAUCACCCCCUGCCGCCAGGACUGUCACCACCAGGCCAACUUCAUCCAGACCAAAGAUCAUGGGUGGGUUCGAUGCCAGUGCCUUUGAGCAAGACUCGGAUGAAAAGCAGAGCACUGCCUGCCAAAUCUCAGCCCCUGUCAGGGGUAUACCUCGACUCGAGUCCAUAACUUCAGCAGACUUCUUCACCGCACGAAGCCAAACGGUCGACACGUCCGCCAAGGACCACGAUGCACCAUUAGCUGAAGUAUCCUGUGCGAGACUCAACAAGUCUCCAUCACCAACAAAGCACACUGUCCCUCUACCUCGAACGAAAUCGGACCCAUGGCCGAGUGGCCUCGCCGAGAAACCAAACAUAUCGGCCCGCAGGCCAUCUGCUCCGCCCCCAGACGACCCUUUAUAUCGACGAGAUGGUCACGAAACUACCGCACAUCAAGAUCAGGAACGAGCAUCAAAACAGCAAGCUAGAGCCGCCGAGCGACAGGCACUCUCAACCAAACUAUCCAGCCUCAUCGACUCAGCGGCCGUCCCAUCCCCCGUCGAUGGCAACUGCCAUGCCCAAGGUCCUCCUCGCCCUCGCCGUCGUCAGCUCCUCGGCCGCGCCAUCAGCAAUGCCUCCAACGGAAGCAGCGCAGCGAGCAUAGACGGCAGCGGACCGCCCCCUCGCCAACUAACAGAUAGUCUGAAGGCCGCCGUCGCCGCCGUCACCGACGACGACGACGACAUGGACAAACAAGACACCCAGCCCCCCUCUACACAAUUGCAGUAUGCGGAUCCAGAAGCACAGCAGGUCAAGGCCGCAUUGAUGAAUAAGAUGAUGGGCAGGGAUGAACCAACCCUCUCUACCGGGCGGGCUAGUGUAGCCGUAGGAGAAAGAUCUCUACGGAAGCGAUGA
Messenger RNA from Metarhizium brunneum ARSEF 3297, 2550 nucleotides. It is a transcript of the gene rad4, whose product is annotated as S-M checkpoint control protein rad4. Gene Ontology annotation, biological process: mitotic DNA replication checkpoint signaling; DNA replication initiation; mitotic G2 DNA damage checkpoint signaling. The record is from RefSeq and is a predicted model, not a curated record. Lineage: Eukaryota; Fungi; Ascomycota; Sordariomycetes; Hypocreales; Clavicipitaceae.